This is a messenger RNA of Umbelopsis ramanniana AG, 2056 nucleotides long. RefSeq lists its product as uncharacterized. Bases 50 to 1882 code for a protein of 610 amino acids. Gene Ontology annotation, biological process: positive regulation of transcription elongation by RNA polymerase II; transcription initiation at RNA polymerase II promoter. Lineage: Eukaryota; Fungi; Mucoromycota; Umbelopsidomycetes; Umbelopsidales; Umbelopsidaceae. Gene Ontology annotation, molecular function: TFIIF-class transcription factor complex binding; DNA binding; RNA polymerase II general transcription initiation factor activity. Gene Ontology annotation, cellular component: transcription factor TFIIF complex; nucleus. The transcript has 7 exons. The record is from RefSeq and is a predicted model, not a curated record.
GCAGCAGAGCAGCAGUGUUUCGUCUCCAUUCCAUACAAACCAAGUUGACAUGUCGAGUAUCUAUCGUACAAACAAUGUCAACCGCGGCGGCUCUCCUAGACCUAUGGGAAGAGGACGUGGAGUUCCGGGACGACCACUAGCUCGGCACCCACCUGGCAUGGGAAACAAGCUCAAUGGACAAGCUGGAUCACAAGCACACUCACUUCCUCCACUCACUUCACAGGAUUUUCCACUAAUGUCCUCUAGCAAAGGAGAAGCACACAACAUUAUGAACUUUAAAUCAAUUAAGCCGGUCAUGCUUGAAAACUUCACGCCACCAUUAAAGUUGCAACGUAAAGAUCCUCAUGCUCCGCCACCUCAGCCUAAUCCCGAACCGAUUGCUGGCACCUCUGAAACGGUUAAUGAGGAACCUAGUCGUGGGCCAAAGACGGGCGCUGAUACAAGUCUGAUUGCUCCCAUGGGAGGCGCAACUCGCAAUAAGCAAAUGUUAUUUAAGAAACGUACCCGACAGAUUUUCCUUGCUAAAGAAGAUACUCGAAAGUUACGAGAAGAAGAGCAGAAACCAUGGGUCUUGGAAGAUUUUGAUAAUCAGAACGCCUUUGUUGGAACGCUUGAAGGCGGCCAAAAGUCAGACUACAUGUUGUUUGUCUUUGCCGAAAACGGCUUUAAAGUUGUUCCUGUAGACAAAUGGUACAAGUUCAAUUCAAAGAUCAGUUACCAAACUAUGUCGUUGGAUGAAGCUGAAGAACAUUACAAGAGGCAACAGAAAACGGAGUCUAGUAGAUGGUUGACUGCACGCAAGCCCAAGACUGAAGAUAUGGAGACUGAGGAGGCUGCGGCUCCUAGCCAACGUGAUCGCUUUAAGACCGUAGACAGUGGAAAUACUGGCGUCAAAUCGGAAGAUGAGGAUGAUGGUGGUGGUAAACGGCGUGGAGGGAAUGACUCUGACAUCGACGACAUUGAUUUUGAGGAGGUCUUCCAGGACGAUGAAGAGAUGGCUGCAGAGAUGGAAGUUGAGGACGACGAAACCAAAGAUGUCAAAGCUAGAGUCAAAAAGGAAACGAAGGGCUAUAUGCCAGGUGGCGAUGAAACUGUUGAAGAUUUCGAUGAAAAAGACAUUUCUUUGACGAAUGAGGGCAAACAAAUGCGUAAGCUCGUUCGCAACCUGGAAAAGAACAACGUCUACGAUAGUGACGACGAUCACGAUCCAUACGCCUCUAGCACGGGAGACUUGGGAUCGUCAGAUGACGACGACGAUAGUAACAAAUCGGAUGCAGAGACAAAGAAGAAGAAUGAAGCUGCGGUGCCAAAGAAGGUGUCUACGCCUACCAAACCUACUCUGGCUCAGAAAAAGCUUGCAAUGGCUAACCGUAAGCCGCUCUCCAAGCCUAUUGGCAGACCUCAUUCGCCGUCUUUACAUAACGUCAAACGAGAGAGAAGCCUGUCAUCGGCCGCUUCUUCCCGAGCGUCGUCGCCUGUUCACAGAGGCAGCUUGAGUCCAACGCAUCCAGGCUCUACGUCCGACACCACCAAUGGAGCCAAGAAACGACAGUCUAGUGAGAUUAGCGAUGGAGAGAGCGAGACCAAACGCAUGCGCAAAGCUGCCGGUUCAGCUAGUCCUCCUCCGCACUCAACACCAUCCGGUUCACCCGCUCCUUCUGCUACCGAUGCUGACGGGGAUCUUAUUACCGAAGCAGAAGUCGUCAAUGCACUACGCGGAAAACGUCUUACCACCAAGGAGUUCUUGUCUGUGUUUAGGAAAAGACUUAAGAAGGACCGCAAUAAGGAUAUCAUUACCGGUCUUCUGAAGAAGGUUGCACGACAUGUCGAUUCUGGUAAUCCAAAGGAGAAAUUGCUUGAACUCAAACCGGACUAUCAAUGAGUAAUUUACCCCAGUUGGCUCACUGUCUGCGCAAUUACCCCCCAUCCAUCUCGCAAGUUACCAUACUCGAAGAUUUCCGUUUUUUUUUUGUACAUUUUUUUUUCUUUCUAGCUGUAUGCCUUUCAUACAUCCGUUUUUUUUUUUACCAUCCAAUACAAUAGUUUCCAGCUUGGA